AUGAAAAAUUUUAUAGCCAAAUCAAUUAAGCAUCUUUAGAAAAACUCAAGACAAAUACUUACUAUAAAUCAAAGGAAAAUUCAUCUUGACAUCACCAGGAACUCCUAAUUUGCUGAUCUAGCUCAUUUUGAGAGUAUUCUUGAUAAAUAAGGCGUGGUCACAAACGAGUAAGUCUUGCAUAAUCACAACAAUGAUUGGACUCAUAAAUAUUAAGGCCACUCUAAGCUUUUGUUAAAACCAAAAACUCCUGAGGAAGUAUCUUAGGUAUUAAGUUAUUGUAAUGAAAGAAGAUUAGCAGUUGUGCCAUAAGGUGGAAACACUGGUUUAGUUGGAGGCUCUCAACCUGUAUUUGAUGAGAUCAUAGUAAAUCUUAGCAGAAUGAAUAAGAUAUUAGAGUUUGAUGAAAGUUAUGGCAUAGUGACUGCUGAAGCAGGGUGUAUUCUCUAGGAUCUUCAUAGUUUCCUUCAUGAUAAAGGUUAUUUGAUGCCAUUAGAUCUUGGAGCUAAGGGAUCAUGCUAAAUAGGUGGAAAUCUUGCUACAAACGCUGGAGGAAUUCAUUUCAUAAGAUAUAAUUCUCUCCAUGCUAAUUGUGUUGGACUAUAAGUAGUCCUAGCAAAUGGAACUAUCCUGGAUAACAUUACAAACCUGAGAAAAGAUAACACUGGCUAUGAUUUAAAGCACUUAUUUAUUGGAGCUGAAGGAACUCUGGGAGUAAUUACUAAAUCUGCUAUUCUCUGUCCAACACUUCCAAAAUACAAGCACUUGGCACUUGUUUCAUGCAGAAAAUUUGAAGAUGUUUUGGAAUUGUUGAAGAAAGCUAAACUAUAGUUAAGUGACAUUCUUUAGGCAGCUGAAUUUAUGGAUCAAAUUUCAAUGGAAGCUGUCAAUCAUAUGCUUGGCUUUAAAAAUCCAUUGAAUAAGGAGUACCCAUUCUAUGCAUUGAUUGAAGUUGCAAGUAACAAUGAAGGCAAAUCAGAUUCAGAGAGACUCUUUAGCCUGUUAGGAGAUACCGAAAAUAUAGUGGCUACAUUAAAGUAUGACAUUUCAUUAAGCACAGCUCACUAUUAUAAAAUUGUUGAAGAGGUCAGACUUCUUAUCUUAAGCUCUCACGAAUUCACUGACACAGAGAAAUAACUAAUUAAAGUAACAGGGUACGGUCAUAUUGGAGAUGGAAACCUACAUUUAAAUGUAGCGAUACCAGGUUAUGAUAGUUCUUCCCUUUAAGAUAAACUGAAUGCUGUGGUUGAUCCUUUUGUAUUUGAUUAUGUUAAGAAUGUGAGGGGAAGUGUAAGUGCUGAACAUGGAAUUGGUCUUCAAAAAGCAAAGUACUUAUCAUACUCUAAGACUCCAGAGAUGAUUGAAUACAUGUAGCAUAUUAAGGAUAUAUUUGAUCCAUGUGGUAUCAUGAACCCUUAUAAAGUUAUAAUGGAUUCUAAAAUUUCCUAAUGA
Molecule: messenger RNA, 1449 nt
Organism: Stylonychia lemnae
Lineage: Eukaryota; Ciliophora; Spirotrichea; Sporadotrichida; Oxytrichidae
Source: the annotation of a GenBank genome assembly